AUGUAUCGAUCCACAAUGAGUACCAAGACCGGAAAACGGGUCAACGUCAGGGUUGGCAAGCAAAUUGCCAUCGGGACGUACGCGUUCCCCUUGACCACCGCGGAGAAGAAGCGAUACGGGUCUAUGACGCACAGAUGGACCUGUUUGCUCCGGUCGCCGACCAACGAGAACAUGACCCACUACGUGAAGAAGGUCCAGUUCGACUUGGACCCAUCCUUCCUUAACCCUCGUAGGGUGUUGACUACUAUGCCGUACGAGGUUACUGAAGUGGGUUGGGGUGAAUUCUACAUCGGUGUGAAAAUCUUCUUCGUGGAUGAGUCGCUCGAGCCGGUGCAGCUUCAGCAUCUCUUGGUGUUAAAUCCGUCUGACAACUCCGGAUCUGGCUCGACGAGUGCGACGAACGAGACCUUCGACGAGAUCAUCUUCAACGAACCCUCCACCUGGUUUUACAAGCACCUCAUGUGUAGCAGCACCGACAUUGUGCCGCCGCACAAGUAUCAUGAACACUUUUGGGAUCACAGCAUGCGUGACAAGGAGACCACGUGCCGCUAUAUCUGCUGUCAGUCCUACUUCCAGAAUGAGACUUACAGACUGCUUGCCGAGGCGUCAGAGCUUUCUCGCCAGAUCCAGUACCUCCAGGAAAAGGCGAACGUUAUCAAGAACCCGACCAUUCUCACGAAGGCUAACCCCAACAAGCCAACGGUGAUUGGAAUCAAGAACGUCUGCUCCACACCGACAACCGUGCCGCAGGACGCGCCGGCGAAGCGCGAUGCUCUAGACAGCAACUCGCCCGAGUCCUCCAUUAUAUCGUCGUACGACCCCAAGCUCGCGUCGCUGUCCCCCUCCGCCACGGGUGUCUCGUCCACCCCGUCCGUGGCCGCCGAGGAGAAGUUGCAGUUGGAUGACAAGGAGUUUGGCGACUCUGCCGACGGGACCUGA
Messenger RNA from Babesia ovata, 939 nucleotides. Its product is annotated as gas41. The record is from RefSeq and is a predicted model, not a curated record. Gene Ontology annotation, biological process: regulation of DNA-templated transcription. The transcript has 8 exons. NCBI's taxonomy places the organism in Eukaryota, Apicomplexa, Aconoidasida, Piroplasmida, Babesiidae. The coding region runs from base 1 to 939 and encodes 312 amino acids.